This is a messenger RNA of Candidula unifasciata, 206 nucleotides long. The record is from the annotation of a GenBank genome assembly. Lineage: Eukaryota; Metazoa; Mollusca; Gastropoda; Stylommatophora; Geomitridae.
AAGAGCUGAUGGUCUCAGAUCCUCGAUUGCCUUAUGUUCAGUAUUACAGACAGGCUGAGAGCAGUCUCCAGGCAUUUUUGCAAAUCAGACAUGAAUGGGAUUCCUUCUUAGUGCCAGAGACUGCCCCAGCGUCCAGUGCCAUCCCAAGCUCAUGGGUUUUCCCGGAACCUCCGAGCAGCACGAUAUGGGCAACAGCUCUGAAAUAG